Molecule: messenger RNA, 920 nt
Organism: Strigops habroptila (Kakapo)
Lineage: Eukaryota; Metazoa; Chordata; Aves; Psittaciformes; Psittacidae
Gene: PLSCR5
Product: phospholipid scramblase family member 5
Exons: 8
Coding region: 19-810 (263 amino acids)
Biological process (GO): plasma membrane phospholipid scrambling
Cellular component (GO): plasma membrane
Molecular function (GO): phospholipid scramblase activity
Source: RefSeq, a predicted model, not a curated record
AGUAACUCAGGAAGCUUCAUGGCCUCUCAAGAAUCUCAGGGACAAACCAACCCAACUUUUAAGGAUUACGCCCCUGGUUCUUCUGACCCUCCUGGACAGAAUAAACCUGUUGAACCAACAAGUCUCUGGAAGCAAACAUCACACCCUCAUAACUUGCCACCUGGUCUGGAGUACCUGAACCAGCUGGACCGGAUAAUUAUUCAUCAGCAAGUGGAGCUCCUUGAAGCCAUAGUUGGCACAGAGACCUCCAGCAAAUAUGCGAUAAAAAACCAUUUGGGACAAAGAGUUUACUUUGCAGUAGAAGAAAAUGAUUGCUUUGAUCGUAAUCUGUGUUCGCCUAUAAGGUCUUUCACCAUAAGGAUUGCUGAUAACAUGGGCCAAGAAGUGAUUACAGUGAACAGACCCUUGAGAUGCAACAGCUGCUGGUUCCCCUGCUUCCUGCAACAGUUAGAAGUUCAGUCCCCACCAGGUACAAUAGCUGGAUAUGUUGUACAGAACUGGGACCCUUUUCUGCCAAAGUUUACUAUACAGAAUGAAAGUAAAGAAGAUGUACUAAAAGUAAUUGGCCCAUAUGCAACUUGUGGCUGUUUUGAAGACGUUGACUUUGAGGUAAAAACUCUCAAUGAGAUGACAACGAUUGGCAAAAUUUCCAAGUAUUGGUCUGGAUUUGUAAACAAUGUCUUUACCAACACUGCCAACUUUGGGAUCCAGGUCCCUGUAGAUCUUGAUGUGAGAAUCAAGGCAGUAAUGAUUGGUGCUUGUUUCCUCAUUGACUUAAUGUUCUUUGAAAACUCUUUGGAUGGAUUAUAACAAGAUGACAGAAACAAUAAAAUAUGCAGAAUGUGUUUCAAAAUCGCUUGAGCUUUGGACAUGAUUUUGAACUUCACAAAUCCUUGUUCCUUACAGGAAAAGAUAGGGAG